CAGAGCACAGACAACAAAUGCAAGCCACCCAAUUUCCUGAUGGAAUAGAAACAAACUGGAAGCAGGCAGCCAUGGCAAGCCAGUGAUCCGUCCCUGUACGUUUUUCCAAUGGAAACCAUCCUCUCUUCCAGCUCGCUCUCACCGCUGCUCUCCUCCAAGCCGAGCCAUUCGAUAUCAAGAACCCUCUGCCUCGCCAAACCCACCAUCUGCAGCCUCAAAAGACGAGAUUUUGAGCCGAGGAAGCUGUCUCUGACAGAGCCCAGGAGCUGGUUCUCCCAUGCCCAGAAGGGUCUCGCAGCUCUUGCUCUGACUCUGGCCCUCAACUUCUGCCCAAUCCUGCCUGAAAGCCCUGCGCUUGCUUCGGAGUUCGAUGUGAUCAACGAUGGCCCGCCGAAGGAAUCGUAUGUGGUGGACGAUGCCGGUGUUCUUAGCAGAGUCACCAAGUCUGAUCUCAAGCGGUUGUUUUCUGACUUGGAGUCGAGGAAGAACUUCCACAUCAACUUCGUCACCGUCCGGAAGCUCACUAGCAAAGCCGAUGCUUUUGAAUAUGCCGAUCAAGUCUUAGAGCGUUGGUACCCCACCCUUGAAGAAGGCAGCAACAAGGGCAUAGUUGUGCUCGUUACCAGUCAAAAGGAAGGGGCAAUCACUGGCGGCCCUGACUUUGUCAAGGCUGUUGGAGAUACCAUUCUAGAUGCCACUGUUUCCGAAAACCUACCAGUAUUGGCAACGGAAGAGAAGUACAAUGAAGCUGCUUACAGCAGUGCUAAACGGCUGGUUGCUGCUAUCGAUGGGCUUCCUGACCCAGGUGGGCCAACGUUCAAGGACAACAAGAGAGAGUCCAACUUCAAGACCCGAGAAGAGACCGAGGAGAAGAGAGGACAAUUCAGUCUUGUUGUUGGAGGAUUGUUAGUGAUUGCCUUUGUUGUCCCUAUGGCGCAGUAUUAUGCCUAUGUAUCGAGAAAGUAAGAAGAAAGCCUUUAUUCCUGGUGGAGUUUACCAUAAGUACUGCGAGCAAAACACAUAUAACCUGUUGUCUAUACAGAUGGACCGAUUCGUGAUCAGGUUAUGUCGUAGAUAAAUUGAUGAGAAACUAGUAGAUCAGAGGAUAUUCGAAUUUCACUUUCGGUUGUAAUUUGUAAAUCAGUAUAUGACAUCUAGAAGUCUUGUCCAA
Molecule: messenger RNA, 1171 nt
Organism: Punica granatum (pomegranate)
Lineage: Eukaryota; Viridiplantae; Streptophyta; Magnoliopsida; Myrtales; Lythraceae
Source: RefSeq, a predicted model, not a curated record